This is a messenger RNA of Musca domestica (house fly), 447 nucleotides long. It is a transcript of the gene RpL29, whose product is annotated as large ribosomal subunit protein eL29. The transcript has 3 exons. Gene Ontology annotation, biological process: cytoplasmic translation. The record is from RefSeq and is a predicted model, not a curated record. Gene Ontology annotation, cellular component: cytosolic large ribosomal subunit; ribosome. Gene Ontology annotation, molecular function: structural constituent of ribosome. NCBI's taxonomy places the organism in Eukaryota, Metazoa, Arthropoda, Insecta, Diptera, Muscidae. The coding region runs from base 131 to 367 and encodes 78 amino acids.
UGAAACAGCAAAAACCUCUACAAUGCUCACUAAACACACUUUUCGAAAAUUCGAACAAAAAUGACAGCUGAAAACAUGAAAAAAAUCUCCCUUCUUUUCCGCUAAAACGUCAAAAACUUCUUAGCGUACAAUGGCCAAGUCAAAGAAUCACACCAACCACAACCAAAACAGAAAAGCCCAUCGUAAUGGCAUCAAGCGCCCAAUGCGUAAACGCCAUGAAUCCACUUUGGGUAUGGAUGUCAAAUUCUUGACCAACCAACGUUUCGCCCGCAAGAACAACUUGACCCGCGCCGAGGCUGACCAACGUUACAAGGAUCGCGUUGCCGCCCAAGCCGGCAAGAAGAAGCCUGUUUCCCUCCAAGAAUAGAGUGGUGGUGUUGUGUGCUUUGUGUUUUCUAAGAAAAUAAACAAACAGAAAAAAUGAUUCUUUGAAAAAAGAAAAUGAAA